AUGAUCAUUGUGGCCGGGCGAGACGUGGACGUACCGGCAGCCCCUUUAGAUCCGGACGGCGUCGCAAAUCAGCUGUGGAAGCAAGAACUGUGGACGCUCUCCGCGGACUUGGACACGAAGACGAACGCGGCACUAUGCAAGCUUGACGACAAAGGUCACUCGAAGACACCAGGUUCUCUCCGAAACCGUUGGAGAAAGCAGCGUACUGACCACCGAGGCGUUUAUGAUGCGCUGUGUUCAGCCUUCAUUACACGCAAAGCAGGUGGAGGCGUAGUCGAUUGCUGCACGCCAGACAGUCACCAAUGGAAGCAGAAAGACUUGGAGUCGUAG
This is a messenger RNA of Phytophthora nicotianae INRA-310, 330 nucleotides long. RefSeq lists its product as hypothetical. Lineage: Eukaryota; Oomycota; Peronosporomycetes; Peronosporales; Peronosporaceae. The record is from RefSeq and is a predicted model, not a curated record. Bases 1 to 330 code for a protein of 109 amino acids. The transcript has a single exon.